UCACUAACAGGGCAAUCUGGAGAAGAUGUGCCGUACUCUUGAGGACCAGCUGAGUGAGCUGAAGACUAAGAAUGAUGAGAAUGUUCGCCAGGUCAACGACAUCAGCGGACAGAGGGCCAGACUCCUGACAGAAAAUGGUGAGUUUGGCCGCCAGCUGGAGGAGAAGGAAGCCCUGGUGUCUCAGCUGACCAGAGGAAAACAGGCCUUCACCCAGCAGGUGGAGGAGCUGAAGAGGGCGGUUGAGGAGGAGGUCAAGGUAAGAGACCCAAGAUGGAGAGUUUAG
Messenger RNA from Oncorhynchus gorbuscha (pink salmon), 283 nucleotides. Its product is annotated as myosin heavy chain, fast skeletal muscle-like. NCBI's taxonomy places the organism in Eukaryota, Metazoa, Chordata, Actinopteri, Salmoniformes, Salmonidae. Bases 26 to 283 code for a protein of 85 amino acids. The record is from RefSeq and is a predicted model, not a curated record. The transcript has 2 exons.